CUGGGAAUCCAGCGUCGCAAAAUAAACACGGCCGCGCCGCUAAUCGCCAGUUCGGAAACAAAACAGCGCUGCGCUCGGGGAUCUGGGCAAAAUCAGCCCUCCCUCCCCCUGCUCCUUCGCCGCCGCCCUCCCCUCCUCGCGCUGCUCGGCUCGCUCGGCUCAGCGCAGCGCAGCGCAGCUCGGCAGCCGCCAAGCCGGGGCGGGCACGGUCUCUCCGAGUCGCCGACGCCGGCUCCGAGCUCCCUCUCUCUCCGCCGGGGCCCCGCCAGGUCUCGCCUCCGCCGGGACCACUUUGGGCAGGAGUCGCGUGGCGAGGGCCGGCGGCAGCGGCACAAAGUUGGGGGCCCGCGAGGAUGAGGCUGUCCCCGGCGCCCCUGAGGCUGAGCCGGAGUCCGGCGUUGCUGGCCCUGGCGCUGCCCCUGGCCGCGGCGCUGGCCUUCUCCGACGAGACCCUGGACAAAGUGCCCAAGUCGGAGGGCUACUGCAGCCGCAUCCUCCGCGCCCAGGGCACGCGGCGCGAGGGCUACACCGAGUUCAGCCUCCGCGUGGAGGGCGACCCCGACUUCUACAAGCCGGGAACAAGCUACCGCGUGACGCUUUCAGCUGCUCCUCCCUCUUACUUCAGAGGAUUCACACUAAUUGCCCUCAGAGAGAACAGAGAGGGUGAUAAGGAAGAAGACCAUGCUGGGACCUUCCAGAUCAUAGAUGAAGAAGAAACACAGUUUAUGAGCAACUGCCCUGUUGCCGUCACCGAAAGCACACCACGGAGGAGAACGCGAAUCCAGGUGUUUUGGAUAGCGCCGCCAGCAGGAACGGGCUGUGUGAUUCUAAAGGCCAGCAUUGUACAAAAGCGCAUUAUUUAUUUUCAAGACGAGGGCUCUCUGACCAAGAAGCUCUGUGAACAAGAUUCCAUGUUUGACGGGGUGACUGACAAACCAAUCUUAGACUGCUGUGCCUGUGGAACUGCCAAGUACAGACUCACCUUUUAUGGGAACUGGUCUGAGAAGACACACCCAAAGGAUUACCCUCGCCGGGCCAAUCACUGGUCUGCGAUCAUCGGCGGAUCCCACUCCAAGAACUACGUGCUGUGGGAGUACGGCGGGUAUGCCAGCGAAGGCGUCAAACAAGUCGCGGAAUUGGGCUCCCCAGUGAAAAUGGAGGAAGAAAUUCGACAACAGAGUGAUGAGGUCCUCACCGUCAUCAAAGCCAAAGCCCAGUGGCCAGCCUGGCAGCCUCUCAACGUGAGAGCAGCCCCCUCGGCUGAAUUUUCAGUGGACAGGACACGCCACUUAAUGUCCUUCCUGACCAUGAUGGGCCCCAGCCCUGACUGGAACGUGGGCCUGUCUGCAGAGGAUCUGUGCACCAAGGAAUGCGGCUGGGUCCAGAAGGUGGUGCAGGACCUGAUUCCCUGGGAUGCAGGCACCGACAGCGGGGUGACCUACGAGUCACCUAACAAGCCCACAAUUCCCCAGGAGAAAAUUCGGCCCCUGACCAGUCUGGACCAUCCUCAGAGUCCUUUCUAUGAUCCAGAGGGCGGGUCUAUCACUCAAGUAGCCAGAGUUGUCAUCGAGAGAAUCGCCCGGAAGGGGGAACAAUGCAAUAUCGUACCUGACAAUGUCGAUGAUAUUGUAGCAGACCUGGCUCCAGAAGAGAAAGAUGAAGAUGACACCCCUGAAACCUGCAUCUACUCCAACUGGUCCCCGUGGUCCGCCUGCAGCUCCUCCACCUGUGACAAAGGCAAGCGGAUGCGGCAGCGCAUGCUGAAGGCACAGCUGGACCUCAGUGUCCCCUGCCCUGACACCCAGGACUUCCAGCCCUGCAUGGGCCCCGGCUGCAGCGACGAAGACGGCUCCACCUGCACCAUGUCCGAGUGGAUCACCUGGUCGCCCUGCAGCAUCUCCUGCGGCACAGGCAUGCGGUCCCGGGAGAGGUACGUGAAGCAGUUCCCGGAGGACGGCUCCGUGUGCACGCUGCCCACCGAGGAGACGGAGAAGUGCACGGUCAACGAGGAGUGCUCUCCCAGCAGCUGCCUGGUGACCGAGUGGGGCGAGUGGGACGAGUGCAGCGCCACCUGCGGGAUGGGCAUGAAGAAGCGGCACCGCAUGGUCAAGAUGAGCCCGGCGGACGGCUCCAUGUGCAAGGCCGAGACGUCCCAGGCGGAGAAGUGCAUGAUGCCCGAGUGCCACACCAUCCCAUGCCUGCUGUCCCCGUGGUCCGAGUGGAGCGACUGCAGCGUGACCUGCGGUAAGGGCAUGCGGACCCGCCAGCGGAUGCUCAAGUCCCUGGCAGAACUCGGAGACUGCAACGAGGACCUGGAGCAGGUGGAGAAGUGCAUGCUGCCCGAAUGCCCCAUUGACUGCGAGCUCACUGAGUGGUCCCAGUGGUCGGAAUGUAACAAGUCAUGCGGGAAAGGCCACAUGAUUCGAACCCGGAUGAUCCAAAUGGAGCCUCAGUUUGGAGGUGCACCCUGCCCAGAGACUGUGCAGCGGAAAAAGUGCCGUGUCCGGAAGUGCCUUCGAAAUCCAUCCAUCCAGAAGUUGCGCUGGAGGGAGGCCCGGGAGAGCCGGAGGAGUGAGCAGCUGAGGGAAGAGUCUGACGGGGAGCAGUUCCCAGGUUGUAGGAUGCGCCCAUGGACAGCCUGGUCAGAAUGCACCAAACUGUGUGGAGGUGGGAUUCAGGAACGCUACAUGACCGUAAAGAAGAGGUUCAAAAGCUCCCAGUUUACCAGCUGCAAAGAUAAGAAAGAGAUCAGAGCAUGCAACGUUCACCCUUGUUAGCAAGGGUGCAGGUUCCCCAGGGCUGCACUCUAGAUUCCAGAAUCACCAAUGGCUGGGUUGUUUGUUUGCUUGUUUAAGACAAUUUAAAUUGUGUACACUAGUUUUCAUUUUUGCAGUGUGGUUCGCCCAGUAGUCUUGUGGAUGCCAAGGACAUCCUUUCUGAAUACUUCCUGGUGGGUACUGGCUCAGUGGGGCUCUCUCACCUUCAGCCAGCGCUCUUCCUGCACAGAAGUGAGUAGUGUCGGCCACCCUGUCCUAAACUGAAACGUGUCCCUGUGGAGCUUCCACCUACCUGGCCAGGCAAGAUAGAGACCUUGGCCUCCUCCACACAGAGAGGCAACCGUGUCUGGAAAUGACUGUCUGCCUGGGCCCCAGGGUGCAGCAGGUAGGAAACAUUCCUGAUUAGAUGGGGAGAGCAGGUUCCCCUCGCCCUCAUCUUUGGCCUGUUCACUCUUGCAGAAAACGACUGUUUGCCCAUCUCUUUUCAUUUAGUGGAACUUUAGGUCUCUUGUAAAGUGUCCUCCAUCAUCAAUAGCUCCUGGGGAAGACAGAGCUGGUAGACUUGAUGAGGAGUAUUGACAUUGGGUGGCUUUUCUUUCCUCACUGAGAAAUUCUGAAUACAUUGAUCCCACUCCCCUAAUAUUGGUUCCUGAUACCCUAAAGGAAAAAGAUGAUGGCUGCUUUAUUUAAAGGUAAAGUAACCAGUUCUUACACCUGAGAUAAAGGGUACUAAGUGUAUAAAGUAUUUUUUUUCCUUGUUUUUUGUUUGUUUGUUUGUUUGUUUUUGGGGGUUUUUUGCCCACAAUUCUUUUAAGAAGCCAGCCCUAUAAACCUUUUGGCACUAAAUCCUUAUUGGAGCCAAGGCCAAGGCAGCAAAAUUGGCCUCUCUAGCGAUCCCAAGCCUGAGUUUUAAAAUUGUCUGACACACAUCUAGACUUUGAAGUUUUCAAAUCAGUUUCUAACAAAACAUUUUUGUUAUGCAAACAUUUUGCUAAGUCUGCCCAGAGCCUCCUGAGUCAUUCUUUCAACAAAAUGACUAUCUCCAAAGUUAUUCUUGAGUCAUGAAAUUUUAUAUGUAGAGAGAAAAAGUAUUUCAGAGACAAAGACAGAAAAUCUAAGAGAAAGGAGUAUCAGGAAUCAAGCUGAGCAACAAUUCUGGUGGAAAGUCAAAUCUGUGUCAACUGUCCCCGCCAGGGCUUGCGUCCUCCUGGACAUGCACAGGGAAGGCCAUGUUGACAUCCCCUUCCAAGCAAUCACAGGCACACUGAAUUCAGGGAGAUCAACUGCCAAGGAUUAGUGUAAAAGGAUAUUUUCUCAGUUGAGCCCAUCAGCAGUUUUUGCAUUUAUUGUUAAAACUAUUGUUUCAUUUCUCUUGCAGGCCUUCAUUAUUACUGCUUAAUCCAAAUAUGUACCAUGGAUGAGAUGCAUACAAUGCUUUGAUUACACUACUUUAAGUAUUUGUAUUAAACACAUCAGGAUAUUUCCAAACACGACAUAUAUAUACUAUAGCCCUGAAUAUGUAUUUUCUUUAACACAAGAUAGACUGUUCAAUAAAAAGUCACUGGGUCUGUCUUUUGUGUUUUUAAGCUAAUUAAAUGUUCAGAAGCUUGGGUCUUUUUACAAUUGUCCACCUCAAUCAUUUUCAGUAAAAGAUAUGGCUUUUGCUCCCCCAUUCUGAAGGGGACAUUAUUACCAAAUCUCUGAGCUACAUCUGAGUUGUUUCCAACAUUGUAUUUUCAAUCCUUAAGUGAACUGCUUCAUCCCCAAAGGAGCAUAAUAUAAAGAAAUUAUAAGUUUAAUUUUCUACUUGGACAAAAAAAAAAAAGUCCUGAUAUAGAAUCUGCCUACUUUUUCAACAUUGUUCUAAGGUAUCUAGGUGCAUAUUUAUACUCAUCCCAUGAAAAUCAAAGUUCCCUAUACAGUGAGUCCUAUGUCCAGGAACAAGCCACCCUAGUAUCUCAUAUUCUUACUUGAUCCCUGCUGGGUACAUUUCUAAUCCUAAUUUUGAAGACUUAAAACCAGGUUACUGGUUAAUGGCUGAGAAUGAGUAACAAUUCUUGUUGCAGAAAUGUUAUUUUUCUGUUUGCAACGGGGAAUUUCUAAGAAAUGUCAAAUCUCUUUCUUACCAAAGUCUUGUGUUAGGUGGUUUAUAGUUUUUCUGGCUAACCAAUCAUUUUGGAAAUAAAGACUUUUUACUACAAAAAUGAAAUUUGUUUGGACUUCCACUUGAGAUAAUAAAGAGAUUAGACACCGAGUAGAAACUGCCAUAUAAAGAAGUUAUAAUUGUUGUAUAUCUUUUUAUCAAUGGCAAACCAGUUGUAAUCCAAUUUACAUCCACAUUUUAACAUUAAGUUUGGAGAUAUAUUUCCCAGCCAGACAUUGGGCCACUCACCUGUCACUUUGCCAAUGCAUUUUAUUUGAAGGAAAUCUGUUGUAGCAAAUGAGAAUAAAACCUGGGCUUCUUUAGACCCAGAAUAAAAAGAUUUUGUGCUGUUUUUAAUUUGAA
Molecule: messenger RNA, 5283 nt
Organism: Microcebus murinus (gray mouse lemur)
Lineage: Eukaryota; Metazoa; Chordata; Mammalia; Primates; Cheirogaleidae
Gene: SPON1
Product: spondin 1
Biological process (GO): cell adhesion
Cellular component (GO): extracellular matrix
Source: RefSeq, a predicted model, not a curated record